AUGAAGUAUGUCCCACCUGCUUAUUGUGAUGUAAAGAAAAAGGAGUUUUUGAAUCUAAGGCAACGAGGCAUGUCUAUUGCUGAAUACGAACAGAAGUUUUUAAGACUCUCUUGCUAUGCUGGAGAUAUUAUUAAAGAGGAAAAAGACAAGUGCAGGAAAUUUGAAGAUGGUUUAAAUGAUUCCAUUAUGAAGAAUGUGGCGAUCCUGCAACAUAAGAACUUUUAUUUUGGGGGUCCAUCAAAAAGGGGAAGGUUUGAUAAUUCUAAGGCUGAUAGUGAUAACAGACCACCGCAACAAAAGCAAAACAUAUCAGAUUUUUCUACAGCUAGCACUCCAAAUUAUAGCCAAGGCAAGCCUCGUGUUCCCACUUGUACGCAAUGUGGAAAGAAUCAUUAUGGUACUUGCAGGAGAGCUUCUGGUGCAUGUUUCAAUUGUGGGAGCUUUGAUCAUAAAGUGAAGGACUGCCCUAAUCCUAAUAAUGCUUCUUCCUUGAAAAUUGAAGGCUCGGUUCAUAAGCCUUCUAUUAAUCCUCCUCAAACUAAUAGAGGUGCAAGACCUAAAAACACCCAAGCAGCAUGUACAAGUGGAGUUAAUCAAGUUAGUGGACAAAGGACUACUGCACGCGCUUAUGCUAUGAGGCACAGGGAUUAG
Solanum verrucosum is the source of this 651-nucleotide messenger RNA. RefSeq lists its product as uncharacterized. Gene Ontology annotation, molecular function: zinc ion binding; nucleic acid binding. The coding region runs from base 1 to 651 and encodes 216 amino acids. The record is from RefSeq and is a predicted model, not a curated record. NCBI's taxonomy places the organism in Eukaryota, Viridiplantae, Streptophyta, Magnoliopsida, Solanales, Solanaceae. The transcript is spliced from 2 exons.